This is a messenger RNA of Bufo gargarizans (Asiatic toad), 1424 nucleotides long. RefSeq names its product proteasome 20S subunit beta 5 (gene PSMB5). Gene Ontology annotation, molecular function: threonine-type endopeptidase activity. The record is from RefSeq and is a predicted model, not a curated record. Gene Ontology annotation, cellular component: proteasome core complex. Lineage: Eukaryota; Metazoa; Chordata; Amphibia; Anura; Bufonidae.
UCCUAAACUGGGAACAUGGCGCUUGCUAGUGUUGUGCGUUCUGAGGGCUCCUUGUGGAACCGGGCCCGGGAUGUCCCCGCCAGCUGCGGCCUGCAGACCGAAGGGGCUAGCUUCCAGGUCGUCCCUGGACUCGGGCAGGGAACAGCUGAACCCGGGAUUGAGUUUCUGCACGGGACAACCACCCUGGCCUUCAAGUUCCAUCAUGGAGUAAUUGUGGCUGUUGACUCCAGAGCUACAGCUGGCUCUUACAUCGCCUCACAGACCGUGAAGAAAGUCAUUGAGAUCAACCCCUACCUGUUGGGCACCAUGGCAGGUGGUGCUGCUGACUGUAGUUUCUGGGAGAGGCUCCUUGCCCGUCAGUGUCGCAUCUAUGAACUUAGGAACAAGGAACGUAUAUCUGUCGCUGCAGCUUCCAAGCUCCUAGCUAAUAUGGUAUACCAAUACAAGGGCAUGGGCCUGUCUAUGGGAACCAUGAUCUGUGGAUGGGACAAGAGAGGACCAGGUCUUUAUUAUGUGGACAGCGAAGGAAACCGAGUGUCAGGUUCAGUCUUCUCAGUGGGGUCAGGCUCUAUGUAUGCUUAUGGAGUGUUGGAUAGAGGAUACAACUAUGAGCUAGAAGCAGAGGAAGCCCAAGAACUGGCACGGCGCGCCAUUUACCAGGCGACAUAUCGUGAUGCUUACUCAGGUGGAGUGGUGAAUCUCUACCACGUGAAAGAAGAUGGAUGGCUGCGGGUAUCACAAGACGAUGUGGCUGAGCUCCAUGAAAAGUACAAGGGGAUGACUGACUCUUAAGAUGUUUAGUUGAGGAAGUGGAGAUGCUAGUAAUGCUCCACUACCCUCCCUUUUGUCCGAAGUUCCUUAAAGGAAACCUGUCACCAUGAAAAUGCGAAAUAAUCUGCAGGCUGCAUGUUAUACAGCUAGAAGCGCUGAGCAGAGUGAUCUAUAGUUUUAUGGGAACUGAUUCACUGAUAGCUUGUAUUUCUUUUAUUUAUAUCCCUGCCCAUUCUGUGCUGUGAAGUCCAGGAGGCGGUCCUAUCAGUGAUUGACAGCUAUCUCUGUAUACACAGUCAUAGAGGGAAGGCUGUCAAUCACUGAUAGGACCGCCUCCUGGACUUCACAGCACAGAAUGUGCAGGGAUAUAAAUGUCUAAAUUACAAGUUAUACUGAAUCUUUUCCCAUAAAACUAUAUCACUCUGCCCAGCUCCUCCUGCUCUCACUGGCUGCCUGCAGCUCAGGCACCAUCUUUAACGUGACAGGUUCCCUUUAACAUGAUGGUUAUCUAUGUGAUGGAGAAGUAAGACCACUUAGGUUCCAUAAAACAUGUAAAGUUUCUUUCUUUUUUAUGGUUUGUUAGGUGUUGGAGCGACAUUCUUAAAAUAUUGGCUGCUGCAUACCAUCUUAUUAAACACGUUCUUUACAAAUCA